GGUAACUAUUGUCUUUUAACAAAGGCAUUGCCAUAAAUAUAAGGACCACAAUACCCUGCUUCCAUUCGUCGCCGACUUUUGAGACAUGCCGCGUUUAAAAUGAAACUUAUUAUCUUCUUACUGUUAUUAACGAACGUGAAACUUGAAAAAAGUGUUUACAUGGUAAAAACGGAGUCCGGAUACGUACAACCCAUACAGAGAGGAUACGUUUACAGUCAGAGAAAUAAUGAACCGGCUAAAAUCAUAACAAUUGAUAAUUUGAAGCGAGAAGAAACUUCUACCAAACCGAUAUUCGGUAAAGGAAAGUGUGAUUUCAAAUCUGAAGCAGUUAGAGAACUAUGCAAGCGUCGUAAGAGCUAUGUUGAAGCUGAUAAGAAGAAGACAGAAGAUGGAAAUGGCAAAAAUAAGGAUACGAAAGUACACGAUGCUAAAGCAACAGCCAGCGAGCUAAAUAAUAUGUAUUCCAACAGUGGAUUUCAAGUUGAUGCAGAAGAUUUAAGAACUGACAACAGGUACGUAUACGAAGAUUGGCCGUACAUGCAUCACUCUCCAUACGAUUACGAGAAAGUGAAGUUUGAAACUGAAUUUGAAAAUGAUAAGAGUAGAAGCAUGAACGGAAACGAAAAGAUUAUACCUGUGUAUGAACAUGUAGAUGAUUAUAGACCACCGAUAGUACCAAACCUUAUGAUUGGCAGUAAACCAGUUAUGUCGCAGGCUCCAGGCUAUAUUGAUAAAGUUAGUAGUGAAGAUUUGUUAACAUUUAAAGGACUGUCGUGGGAUAGCGGAAACGAUUUUCAUCACAGCAAACCGUUUAUUAACAUGGAAGCACAAAACAGCCAUUUAAGCAAUGUUCCUUCUAGUAGCUACAAUUUGGCAAUGACGAAUAGUGCACCGAUAUAUGUGCAAACAAACAAAGAUCACGGUGUCAACAAUAACAACGAGUUCGGAGAUCAUCAUAAAUCCAACGAAGAGAAAAAUAGCGAAGGACUAAAAUCCAAAUAUGAUGCUGAAAAAUAUAGCGGUUAUAAAGAUUUUCUUGACACGUUCGCAAAUAAGUUCGGCCUCGAAGAUAACUACAAAAAUUCUAAAUACAUGCUUAAAAUGAAUGCUGACAAAGGUGAAAAGAAAAAUGGUUUCCGUAGAGUGUAUCAUAAGGAUGAAUAUCAGGAAAAUAACGAAUUCUUCGACAAUACAAAUAAAAAAUCUGCAACGGAGCAAGAUGGCGCGUCAAAGAUACACACAGGUGGAUCCGAGGCGUUCUUGAAAUCUCAUGCAGCUGCUGCUUUAGGUGAAGAAAAAGAUUCUCUUAGUAACCAUAAGGAUCAUCUCAUGAAUAAUUAUGAAAGAAACAAUGAAGGCAGCAAUUACAAUAAAGGUAGCUCUCAUGAUUACAAUCAUUAUGUGGAUCAAUCAAGACACCCCUCUUACUAUGACCAUUUGGGAUAUAAUAAUAUGCACUAUGGUAGGUAG
Aricia agestis (brown argus) is the source of this 1470-nucleotide messenger RNA. RefSeq names its product GATA zinc finger domain-containing protein 14-like. The record is from RefSeq and is a predicted model, not a curated record. Bases 100 to 1470 code for a protein of 456 amino acids. Lineage: Eukaryota; Metazoa; Arthropoda; Insecta; Lepidoptera; Lycaenidae. The transcript has a single exon.